Messenger RNA from Cylindrotheca closterium, 999 nucleotides. NCBI's taxonomy places the organism in Eukaryota, Bacillariophyta, Bacillariophyceae, Bacillariales, Bacillariaceae. The record is from the annotation of a GenBank genome assembly.
AUGAAACUCAAGAAGACUCUGAAUACUUUCAACGAUCGCCUUCAGCUUCUACAAAAGCCUGGCUAUGUUGCAAGCUCUUGCGAUUUCAAAUUUGAGCUCAACCCAACCGACCGACUACUGGCAGAUGAUGAAGCCAAAGUCGAAAAGUUACAUGAUGAAGUCAACAUUGCCCGUGUUCUAUUUCAAGGCCAAAUGCAAGCCCAAAUCAUCGCACUGGUCAAACUUGAAAUCGCUUCUGUCCAAAAUUCGAUUCGGAAAUCGGUGGCCAAAAGCAUUGUAGACAUCACAACUACACUUGCUUUGCUCGAUACAACUCUGGAAGAGGGACACAACAGUGAUAUCUUCCAAUUUGUGCUUGAUACCGAUACAGCUGAUCUACCUUCCCUCCUUCAACAUUCCGAAUUUCAGACCAAGCACAAACUCUACGAUCUCAUCCACACUUUUGCCCAGGAACAAGCAACCGCAACCACCCCUACUGAUGCUUACCGUCCUACCGAAGAUCGCACCUAUGCAGUUGACAAUACAUCGCCAACUGUUAUUUCGUUCCUGCAAAUUUUCCAAGCUGUUUUUGUUACCAGCUGGGAUACUUAUCUGAACCAAAUUGCUCUCCUUGAAAACACAAAGAAAGUGAAGGCCUACCUCUCUGCUUCCACUGCUGAAAAAGCGACACAGGAUACAGCAAUGGCACUUGCUGACCUUGAUCUCAAUGACCCUGUCACCGUCAAAAAUGUCAUUGAUAAAAGUGUUGCUGAACGAACUAAACAACUGGAACGAAAACUCCAACAAGUUCAACAAGUGCUUGCAAGAAACUCCAAUCGAGGGGCCAACAAGAAAACUCAGCCUGGCGCCUUGUCAAAAAACAAAAAAGGCUCCUCUCCUCGUUCCAACACUGCCGCAAAAGCCGACGAUGCCAACAACGGUUCCUCAAGUCGCAAUUCAGCCUCCAGAAAGAAAUCAAAGCCGAGAAGAAAACGUUUCAAAAAGACCUCAGGAAGUUAA